Eruca vesicaria subsp. sativa (arugula) is the source of this 337-nucleotide messenger RNA. Lineage: Eukaryota; Viridiplantae; Streptophyta; Magnoliopsida; Brassicales; Brassicaceae. The record is from the annotation of a GenBank genome assembly.
AUCAUCAUCAUCAUCAUCAUAAUCAUCAUACUCACCAGGACUCGAUGAAAGAGUACCGAGUUUCCUAUGCAGCUGAAGAACCAAUGCAGUUCUUCGAGCAUGCGGAUUUGAGGAGGAAGAAGAGUGAGAAGAUGGGUAUGAGAGAGGUUGCAAAAGAAAAGGAGGAUGUUGACAAGGAAGCAGAAGAAUUCAUCAGGUUCGAGCGUAGCAAGUUCUGUGAGUGGAUGGCUUAGAGCUUCUAGUCCAUUGAUGAUGAAUAAUUAAGAAACAUUAAGGACAUAUUUUAUAUAAACUAUACCCUAUUUUAUAUGUAUUGUACUAAUAAUGAUAUAUAUAU